CUUCCAUCCCAGAGUUCCUCGAAUUCUAUCUUCCAGCCUCGACCCGCAGUUAGAACCCAGUACUCAUCGCCUUCAACCAUGGCGCCAUCUUCAGAUGCUACCGAAGCGAAGAACGUGGUCAAAGAUGCCAUGUAUCUCUUCGACCUGUUUCGCGAAUCCCCACAGCCUGUCUUGAUCAAUAUCGCACCAUAUGCAGCAAAGACCGGCGCCAAACCCAACACCAUCAUCAAGCGACUCGGGGAAAUCAAGAAGCGCAAUCACCUCAACAUCAUCACCACAACUCAAGGCUCGAGCGAUGCGGCUGGUGGCACCACUAUCAAAGCCAGAAAACCAAGGGCUCCUGCUGCAAAGCCAGUCAAUACCGAAGAUGAAGACGCUAGUGCACCCACUGGUCUGCCCUCUCCAGCAGAGUCCGUCACUGGAAUGCCGGCGUACAUGACGCAAAAGAAGAAGAAGCGAAGUGCGGACGAAGGCAUCGAGAUGUCGGCGCCAAGCAAGAAGAUGAAGACCGAGGAGGCUUGAGUUCUCCCAAUGCAAGUAAUUUCUUCUCCGGGCGUCCGUCAAGCAGUCACACAUAUGGAGCGUGGGAAUUACAUUGGAGACCACUCUCGACUGGAUUGUUCAACAUUGGCUGGAGCUUUCCUAUUGAAAAUAUCCAAUUCGAGCUGUGAAUGUACUAUUAGCUGGACUUCAAAUGGGACGCAAUCAGCCGAAUGGCAGCUUUGCAGAAAAGAACUGGACAUAGAGCGACAAUCAAUCAAGAACAAUGAAAAC
This is a messenger RNA of Exophiala xenobiotica, 774 nucleotides long. RefSeq lists its product as uncharacterized. The record is from RefSeq and is a predicted model, not a curated record. The transcript has 2 exons. Bases 79 to 522 code for a protein of 147 amino acids. NCBI's taxonomy places the organism in Eukaryota, Fungi, Ascomycota, Eurotiomycetes, Chaetothyriales, Herpotrichiellaceae.